Molecule: messenger RNA, 2014 nt
Organism: Gymnogyps californianus (California condor)
Lineage: Eukaryota; Metazoa; Chordata; Aves; Accipitriformes; Cathartidae
Gene: TIA1
Product: TIA1 cytotoxic granule associated RNA binding protein
Exons: 13
Coding region: 15-1193 (392 amino acids)
Molecular function (GO): mRNA binding
Source: RefSeq, a predicted model, not a curated record
GCGGCGGCGGCGCCAUGGAGGAUGAAAUGCCCAAGACCCUAUACGUGGGGAACCUGUCAAGAGACGUGACCGAAGCUCUGAUCCUCCAGCUGUUCAGCCAGAUAGGACCAUGCAAAAACUGCAAAAUGAUAAUGGAUACAGCUGGAAAUGAUCCGUACUGUUUUGUGGAGUUCUAUGAGCACCGGCAUGCGGCUGCAGCACUGGCUGCUAUGAAUGGCCGGAAGAUAAUGGGUAAGGAGGUCAAAGUGAACUGGGCGACGACCCCCAGCAGCCAGAAGAAAGAUACCAGCAGUAGUACCGUUGUCAACACACAGCGUUCACAAGACCAUUUCCAUGUCUUUGUCGGAGACCUCAGUCCAGAAAUUACAACUGAAGACAUAAAAGCAGCUUUUGCGCCGUUUGGAAGAAUAUCAGACGCGCGUGUGGUUAAGGACAUGGCGACGGGAAAAUCUAAAGGAUAUGGCUUCGUUUCCUUCUUCAAUAAAUGGGAUGCGGAGAACGCGAUUCAGCAGAUGGGCGGUCAGUGGCUCGGUGGAAGGCAAAUCAGAACGAACUGGGCGACAAGAAAACCUCCGGCUCCAAAGAGUACAUAUGAAUCCAACGCCAAACAACUGUCUUACGACGAUGUGGUCAAUCAGUCCAGCCCGAGCAACUGCACCGUGUACUGCGGAGGCGUUACUUCGGGACUGACAGAGCAGCUGAUGCGCCAGACCUUUUCUCCCUUCGGGCAGAUCAUGGAAAUUCGAGUCUUCCCGGAUAAAGGCUACUCCUUUGUGCGGUUUAAUUCUCACGAGAGUGCCGCGCACGCCAUCGUUUCCGUCAACGGAACGACUAUAGAAGGACACGUCGUGAAGUGCUACUGGGGCAAGGAGACGCCAGACAUGAUCAGUCCGGUCCAGCAGGUCAGAACUCCUCCUCUGCUAACGGCGAACCAGAUCGGCUACCCGCCGGCGUACGGGCAGUGGGGCCAGUGGUACGGCAACGCCCAGAUCGGCCAGUACGUGCCCAACGGCUGGCAGGUCCCCGCCUACGGGAUGUACGGGCAAGCGUGGAAUCAGCAGGGCUUUAAUCAGACGCAGUCUUCGGCGGCGUGGAUGGGCGCCAACUACGGCGUGCAGCCGCCGCAGGGCCAGAACGGGAGCGUGAUAACCAACCAAACGGGAUACCGCGUGGCGGGCUUCGAAACGCCGUGAGGAGGAGGAGGAGAGGACUCCGGAACCGGCGGGCUGGAGCCGCUGUCGACCGCCAAGAUUUAUCAGAUCAAGCGUCAGAUACGAUGUAUUUAUUUAAGAGAGAGAAAGAAACAAAACAAAACAGAAAAGCAUUUUUAAUCAUGAAAUUGUCAUCCGCAUUGUUUAAAAAAAAAAACAAAAAAAAAAAAAGGAAAAAACAAAACAGAAAUCACACAAAACGAGAUGCUGGAUGUCUGCCGACUUUUGCCUUCUUUUUCCUCCUUUAUGUGUUUCUUAAGAUCCACGUUUUUGAAACACAGAGCAAAUGCAGGGACUACUGCCGCUGAAAAUCGGGGCAGCAAAUUGCACAAUUGUCAACCUUUUGGGUUUUCUUUUCUUUCCUCGGAAGUAGCGUGCCGUUCUGGUUUGCGUUCCGAACGAUCGAAAAAAUGUAUUAUAAACCAUUGUACACGCAAAAAAAAAAACAAAAAACAAAAAAAAAACCAGAAAAAAAACCCACAAAAAAUGAGAAGCCAAAAGCGCGUGAAUCCUGAAGCCGCCGCGUCUUCAGCCUUUGCGCCGCCUGUUUUAAAAAGAGCCUCUUGUAACGAAGCCUCCGUCUCUCCGCUUUUGUUACGCCGGGUUUCGUCGACGAGAAAUUAUGAGUUUACAUCGGUUUUGUAUCUCAGCGUUUUAUUUUUCAGGGUCGUCUUCGCCUUACGAUGGGGAAAGGGGGACGCCCGGCGGGACGGCGCCCGGCCCCCGCUCGUGAGCGAGGAUUUCCACCCUGGGACGGCGAAAAUCCUGUUACUAAAAUGUGACAAAAUUCCUACGAACCAGCC